AUGGAAGGGCAGGAAGCUGAACGCUUCACUGCUGAGGGUCAGAAAUCCAAACACCUUUCCCACGCUGAACAUGAUGCCACAGAGGCAAAAUCUCUCGGUAUUCCAGGACAGACUGGGAGGAAUGACCAGGGAACAAGUUAUAUGGGUGGAGCAGGAAACUAUCUGGGAGCCAGCCUGGGGGCCGGGGGCUACGGAGCAGGUUUAGGACAGGGAGCAUACCUGGGGGGUGCAGCUGGCAAACUUGGAGCUGCUGCUGCUCUCGGACAAGGCUAUGGUGAGGGAGCAACAGGAUACCUGGGUCCCAUGGCAGGCAAUGGCCACGCAGGUUAUGGCAAUGGUUACGGCGAUGGUCUUGGGGCUGCCCUCGGUACUGGAGGCUAUGCUGGACAAGUCCAGGGAGGAUAUGGUGACGGUGGCUACCCGUAUCCUGCUCAGCAGCUCAACCUCGGUGCUGAAGGUGCUAAAACUGCCAACAAAUAUGGAGCUGCUGCAGGAUAUGGACCUCAGCAAACAGGAUUUGGUGCACAGCUAGGAGCAACUCAAGAUGUCUUGGGAGAGCAAGCUGGCAAAUAUGACAGAGGGAACGCUGCCCUUGGAAAUGUAUACAAAGGCUAAUUCAAAUAACCUGCGCUUCUUAAAGUGGACCAUUUACAUAAUGUCUUCAGUUACAUGUGUUUGUAAAGCUUUCUGUGUGUUUCUCUUCAUCUGUCCUGUUGUGUUGUCUGUUUUGUCUUUUGCUUUAUUUUUCAUAACCUCCUUUGUCUUCUUCUGUAAGUGUAAUGUGUUACCUGUUUGUCUUGUUGGUCCUGAACAUGCAGUGACCCACCAGUCUUAUUCUGUCAACACUGAAUAAAAUAUGUGGUGAUUGAUGAACAAGC
Molecule: messenger RNA, 878 nt
Organism: Gymnodraco acuticeps
Lineage: Eukaryota; Metazoa; Chordata; Actinopteri; Perciformes; Bathydraconidae
Product: glycine-rich cell wall structural protein 2
Exons: 12
Coding region: 1-615 (204 amino acids)
Source: RefSeq, a predicted model, not a curated record